Molecule: messenger RNA, 178 nt
Organism: Prorocentrum cordatum
Lineage: Eukaryota; Dinophyceae; Prorocentrales; Prorocentraceae
Source: the annotation of a GenBank genome assembly
GGCGCCGGCGGCGGCCAUCGAGGACGGGGAGGCAGACGAGGCGCGGAGGAAGCCGGGGGCCGACGCAGCCGCGCCAGCCGAAGGUGGCGCCGAGGAGGCCGCCGACGCGGCCAAGGCGGCGAGGGCCACGGCCAAGGACCGGGCGGCCCGGGCGACGCCAGCCACUGCCGCGGCGCCG